GUUUUGUAAUCAUUUCCAUAAGAAGUACUUCAUAGAAAGAUCAAUGUGGGGUUUUGCUUGUUAGACUCUGGGUGUGGCAUUUAUAUAUGUAUGGCAAUAAGUCAGUCGUGCCUUUUGAUUCAGCAAUUCUUGUUGCCUGUGCGAAUUGUUUGGGGAAAUCCUGCAUCCUCACUGAUAUAUGGCCUCUCACUUUGCCUUUGCCAUAGGUUUUGAUGACAUGGAUAGUGUAUAUGCAUCUCCGGACGAUUUUAAGAGCUUGAAACAGAGGGACAAGGCGAGAGGAAUUCAUCUACUGGAGUGCUUUGUCAACAGAUGUCAUGAAAUCGGGGUACAAUGUGAAGCAUGGAUCAAGAAAGGAGAUCCAAAAGAGGUCAUCUGUCAUGAGGUGAAGCGAGUAAGGCCUGAUUUACUUGUUGUGGGAAGCAGGGGUCUUGGCCCUUUCCAAAGGGUAUUUGUCGACACCAUCAGUGAAUUUUGCGUGAAGCAUGCUGAGUGCCCUGUCAUAACCAUCAAAAGGCCCGCAGAUAAAGCUCCUCAGGAUCCUGUCGACGACUGAUUGAUUUCCAUUUCGUGGAUGACCAAUUUUAUCAUGUUAAUAGAUUGGUCGUUGAUUCUUGGCUGGAGACUUUGGGCCAUGAAUCGAGGAUGU
This is a messenger RNA of Eucalyptus grandis, 649 nucleotides long. Its product is annotated as universal stress protein A-like protein. The coding region runs from base 179 to 556 and encodes 125 amino acids. The record is from RefSeq and is a predicted model, not a curated record. The transcript is spliced from 3 exons. NCBI's taxonomy places the organism in Eukaryota, Viridiplantae, Streptophyta, Magnoliopsida, Myrtales, Myrtaceae. Gene Ontology annotation, molecular function: AMP binding.